This is a messenger RNA of Racocetra fulgida, 1858 nucleotides long. Lineage: Eukaryota; Fungi; Glomeromycota; Glomeromycetes; Diversisporales; Gigasporaceae. The record is from the annotation of a GenBank genome assembly.
AUGGAUCAUGUUAGCCCGCCAAAAAUGGACGGGCAACCUCCCUCCGAUGAGCAAAAGGAAACUGAAAGGGUUAGUAAAGACCUGUUCAAGAUAAUUGAAGCUUUCGAAUCCGAACAAAAAACUAUUUUGUUGAAAGAUGAAGACCGGACUACUCUUCAAAUGUUCUGCGAACAAAAUCCUGAUAUGGAGGUUUCUGUUGAUGAUGUUCUUCAACUUGUGACUAAACUCAAAACCCCUCCAACCAAUGUUACAGCGUCUUCGUCCUCUAGUUCGAAUGUUGUUUCAGAGCAGCCAACCAAAAGUAAGAUCAAAUAUGGUUCUAUACGAUCUGCUUGGCCCCUUAAUCGUCCUUCACCACGUACUCAUAAAAGUAGAGAAGCCUUAACAAUUUCUACUGAAAUAGAUGAAGAAUAUGGCUCUUCAAGUACUAGUGCAGCCUCCCGUUCCAGAAGAAUGUCGUCUGGAUAUUAUGAUUCUCCCAGCGGCGUGCUGGGCUCUAAUUUCUCAAAACUACAUUAUGAUACAUCCGAUGAUCAUGAAAUGUCAUUCGAGGGAAGUGGCGGAUUUGAUGAUACGGUUUCCCAACUAUUACCUACAAACGAUGAUCCUGCUGUCCAACUCAGCAGAUUAUACCGUCACACUGUUGACCUUACGAAACGACUCAAAGAAUCUGAGCGUCAUUUGGCUUCUGUUGCUCGUCAACACGAAGAUCGUAUUGAAGAACUUCAGCAUAAGCUGGAAGAGACAAAAGCUGAUCUUGUGGCUAAAAAGCGCGAAAUUCAAGACCAUAAAAAUAAAGAAAAGACAAACCUACAUCAAAUUGCACAAUUGGAAGGUGAAAUUCAUGUGAUAGCAAAGAAUUUAAAUGGCCAACAGCAACUCUAUCAUGCAUUGAAAAAACAAUACGAAGAACAACGCGAGGAAGCGGAGAAACUCAGGGAUCUUGUCAAGAUCAAAGAGGAUGAGUUAUCUAAUACGCAAAAGAAUCUUAAUGCUAUGUCUUCUGAAGAAAAAAAGCGCGAACGUUUGGAACAUCAUUUAUAUAAAUUAGAGCAAGAUUUAACUUCUGCUCAAGCUUCAGAGAUUGAACUCGAAGAACAAAAAAAUGAAAACAUGCACCUCAAAGAGACAAUUGACAAACUGAAGCUUGAUUUGGAUGAAAUACGGAAAGGAAAAGACGUUGGUUCUGGAAAGAAUUUACGUGCUGAAUUGCAUGACACCGCUCUUGCUUCAAUAUCCGAGGAGCAACAAGGUUCCGAUUCAAACACGGAUGAACUUAGGCGAUCGAACAAGGAACCUCGGCCACGUAAAACCAACGAUGAUGAAUCUUUAAACUCGCGACCCGGUGAAGUGGAGAAAUCUAGAGGCGCUGAGGAUCACGUUCGAAGAUCAAACGGUCAAAGAUCAGUUCGUCGACAAGCAACAGAUGCAAACAAUUCUCCACGUAACUCUACAGGCAGUAGAGAUGUAGAAUCGCAAUAUCAGAUAUUAUCAUCUGAGCUUGGAGUGCAAUAUGCAUUGAUUGAAGGAAUUUUAAGAAACCGAGAUUUACCUUCUCCACACGAUAGACGAGAUCGACAAAUACGUAACAGCUUGGAUGGUGAUAGUGCUGAUUUAACAAGGAGAUUAUCACGUCAAACGGCUGAAAAUGCACAAUCAUCUAGGGCUCUUGUUCCACGAAAUAAUGAUAUGAAUGUCGCUCAACGCAAUGCCAUGGUUAACAAUACUGUAACCAUUGCAUUAUAUACUCUCGUCAUUUACUUCUUUGGUAUCAUUACUUCUGUAUUUGUUCUUGAUAAUAAUCAAGGACCAUACUCUUAUAGCGAUUGGUUACCUUAUGAGGUCGUUAAGGAUGAUA